UGUAAUUCUAUUAUGGAUUAAAAUUAAGUAGAAAGAUACUCAGUAACCUUAACAAAUGGUAACACGUAGAUUUUUGACUGUUAAUCAAUUCGCCUCAAAUAAUAGAUUUCAAAGGUUGAUUCUACCAUCCCUUUUGAGUUUAUGAUGCUUGUAAAUGAUAAAAUCAAUUAUGUUUUUUAAUGUAGCUUAGAUUUGACUAAAUCAUUUGUGAAAAUACAUCAAACCAAUGAAUUAUAUAAUCUGAAGUUACUUGACAUGCAACAAGUCUAUAAUGAAAAUUUGAAAUUAAAAGCUAGGAAUAGACAAGUUCAAGAUGAAAUAAUAGAAUUUAAAAGGAAGAAUGAGGAGAUAACCAAUGAAUCUUUAGAGUUUAUGAAACAAACUUAAGAGCAAUAAAAUUAAAUAAGUUAAAAAAACAAUAAGAUAAGAGAGUUGGAAGAAAUUUUAGAAUAAACUUCUCAAAAUGGAAUGAAUGUUCAAAAAUCAUUGGAUUCAAAUUUAUAAUAGAAAAAUAAUUAAAUAAAAUAAAAGGAUGGAGAAAUCUAAGCAUUGCAGCAAGAAGUCUCAAAUUUAAAAGUCAAAAUUUAAAGUCUUACUAAGUAAUUUUUGGAAAAGGAGGAUGAAUAUAAACAAAAAAUUUAAUCUGUUGAAUAAUCAGAAAAUGAAUUACGUGAUAAUCUUAUAAAAAGUGUAAAUUAAGUUUAGGAACUUUAAAAUUAUGCAACUAAUCAAUAUCAUUAAUUUUGUACUCUAAAAUAAGAAUACGAGAACCUUUAUUAAUAGGUGGUACCAUAUUAUUAGGCCUAUCCUGAAUUGAAUCAAGCAAAAGAAGAAUUAGAUAAUUAGUUAGUAGAAAAGGAUAAAAAGAUAAGCUAAUUAUAAAGGGAUAUUACAAGAUUGAAAAAAGAGCUAGAGACUGCUUAAGAGCAAUAGGAUUUAACAAAGACAGAAUUAGAAACAUAAACAAAAACAUCUAAAAAUUAAUAUAAUAAACUCACUAUUGAGAUAACUGAAUUAAGAAACUAAAUUACAAAUUUGAAUAAUUAAAUUCAAUAAUAAGACUAAGAGAUUCAAGAAAGAGAAAAGAAAAUCAGAGAUCUUAAGAAGUAGUAAUAAAAUAUAAAAGAUCCAGAAAAUGAAGGAAUUCAAUAGAAUGCUUUUAUUAAAAUAUCAACAGGUUAGCCAAUACCAGAGUACUUAUAAAAGAAGAAAUGAAUUAAAU
Messenger RNA from Paramecium octaurelia, 1222 nucleotides. The record is from the annotation of a GenBank genome assembly. Lineage: Eukaryota; Ciliophora; Oligohymenophorea; Peniculida; Parameciidae.